AUGGCGGAGGAGGGGAUGGCGAGCUACCUGUACACCGCCUACCACCCCUACUCCUACCGCUACCCGCCGCCCAAGGGCAAAGGGGGAGCGGCGGGCGGCUGGCGGCCCCGGGGCAGCGGCUACUUCUCGGGUUACGGGGACGCGGCGGCGGCCGCCGAGUACUUCGACAACUACCAGCGGGCGCAGCUGAAGGCCAUCCUGUCCCAGGUCAACCCCAACCUGACGCCGCGGCUCCGCAAGGCCAACACCAAGGAGGUGGGCGUGCAGGUGAACCCGCGGCAGGACGCCUCGGUGCAGUGCUCGCUCGGGCCCCGCACGCUGCUGCGCCGCCGCCCUGGCCCCGCCGCGCCGCGGCCCCGCGAGGCGGAGCAGGAGCUGGGCAGCCCCGCCACCACCAGCACCCGCGCCGUGCGCUUCCCCCGCACCAUCGCCGUCUACUCGCCCAUGGCGUCCCGCAGACUCACCGCCUUCCUGGAGGAGCCGAGCGCGGAGCCGGAGCGGCGGCCGCAGCAGCAGGACAAGGCGGCGGCGGCGGCCGUCGAGGAAGAGCCAGCCGCGCUGAGAGAGCAGCGGGAGGCGGAGGCGGCCGCCGUGCGGGCAAGCUGGGAGAAGCCCCCCGAGGGUGGCGCUGAGCCGCUAGAGCAGCGUCCGGCCGAGCCCCUGGAGCAGCGCCCGGCCACCACCCCAGAGCCGCCAGCGGAGACCGAGACGGGCCAGGAGGAGAAGGUGGAGGCGGCAGAGGCAGCGCGGGCAGAGCCGGCGGAGCCACCGGCCGCGCCCCAGAAGCGGGAGCCGUCGGCGGGCAAGACCCGCCUGCGCUUCCAGUUUCUGGAGCAGAAGUACGGGUACUACCACUGCAAGGCCUGCAACAUCCGCUGGGAGAGCGCCUACGUCUGGUGCGUCCAGGGCACCAACAAGGUCUAUUUCAGGCAGUUCUGCCGGACCUGCCAGAAGUCCUACAACCCGUACCGUGUGGAGGAUAUCACCUGCCAGAGCUGCAAGCAGACGCGGUGCACCUGCCCCGUGAAGAUGCGCCACGUGGAUCCCAAGAGGCCCCACCGCCAGGACCUCUGUGGCAGAUGCAAAGGGAAACGCCUCUCCUGCGAUAGCACAUUCAGUUUCAAAUACAUUAUCUGAGGGAGAUAGGGAUUUUUUUUGUUUGU
Molecule: messenger RNA, 1163 nt
Organism: Myiozetetes cayanensis
Lineage: Eukaryota; Metazoa; Chordata; Aves; Passeriformes; Tyrannidae
Gene: ZAR1
Product: zygote arrest 1
Exons: 4
Coding region: 1-1137 (378 amino acids)
Biological process (GO): translation
Cellular component (GO): cytoplasm
Molecular function (GO): mRNA base-pairing post-transcriptional repressor activity
Source: RefSeq, a predicted model, not a curated record